ACUUUCACUUUAUCACGGUCAAUUUCAAUUGUACUCAAUUCUCUUCUGUUCAAUUGUUUAACAAUUGAUUGUUAGAUUAUAUAGCAUAGGUAAGUGGCCGUUCAGAUAUCGAAGCCAACAUUUUGCACUAUUAUAAUAAUAUUAAUAAUAAUAAUAUUAAUAUUAUUAAUAGGCAUAAUUUCGAUCUGUACUGAAGUAUAUACCCCCAUACCCCUUUCAAUUGCAACCUUUUUCCAAUUCUUCUAGUUGUUAUUAUUCUAAUCAAUUAUGCCAAUCUUUGGAGAAAAACCAGUGACAUCAAUCACUAUAAAAAUUAAUCAAUUAAGUCAACCUCAUAGGUAUGAUGAUGAUGAUGAUAUAGAUGAUUCACCUGAACUUCAAUUAUCAAAUUUAUUGGAAUUAAUUAAAAUUCAACCAUCAUCUGGAGCAACUGAAGCUGCAAGAGCCAUUAGAAAAAAAAUUAAGUAUGGUGAAUCAGUUGAAGAACAAAUAAGAGCAUUAAAUAUAUUGGAAUUAUUAAUUUUAAAUUCCGGUAGAAAAAUUGGUCCAAUUAUUGCAAGAGAUGAUAAAUUAAUAGAUGUUUUAAAGGGAAUUUUAACUGGUAGUGGUAAAACUGGUUUAAGUUUAUCUUAUGAUAAAGAAGUUCAACAAAAGGUUAAAGAAUUGGCUAUUGGUUGGAAAACAGAAUUAGAAGAAUUAGAAGGUUAUAAAUACUUUGCAUGUUUAUGGCAAUUCAUUCCAAAAUCAAAAUCAAAGCAUGGACGUACUUCAUCACGUUCAAUUUCUUCUCCUGCUCCAUCUUCAAGUCGUCGUACUGUUGAUGCUGAUUACGAUGAUGAUGAUAAUACUGAUGAUUAUAGACGUAGUAAUCAGUCUAAUCGUAAUCAUGGUCAUCAUGACAAUAAUGGCUAUGAAGAUGAUGAAUAUGAUAAUAAUGCAGUCUAUGAUUCUCCUAAAUAUUCAAGACCAAAAUCUCCUCCUCCACCUCGUCCAAGAGUAUCAUCUCCAUAUAAUGGUGAUAAUGGAUUGGAUAAAUCUAAAGAUAAACAAAAGGAUAAAAAGGAUAAAAAGAAGAAGAAAAAGGGAAAGAUUGGAGUCAAAUAUGCUGAUGAAGAAUUUGAAAUCCCUCAAAUCAAUUAUACUCUUGAAGCCCCUAAAAUUAGAACUUUAAUUGGACAAUGUCAUACCCAUACUACUGGAUUAACUAAUGCAUUAAUUGUAUUACCUGCUGGUGAAUCACCUUUAGACAAUGAUAAAAUUAGAGCAGAAUUUGACAAGUGUAAGAAGAUUAGAAGAAAAGUAUUAAGAUAUUUACAAUUUGUAGGUGCUGGUGGUGAAGCAAAUAAGACAGCAGAAGUAAUAGCCAUGGAUGAAGAAUUUCUUGGUAGUUUAAUUGGAGCAAAUGAAUUGUUGGUUGAAUCCUUUAAACAAUUUGAUGCUAAAUGUGGUAUUCCAACUGUAGGAGUUCCAGCUCCAACAUAUGGUGAAGAAGAAGAAGACGAUGAUGAUGAAAGUUAUAGUGGUGAAAGUUAUUAUGAUAGUGAAGAUUCAGAUGAAGAAGAAGCCUCUGAACAACUGAUCAGUCAAAGGUUACAAAAUACUACUAUUGAAGGUAGUAGUAGCCAACCUGUAGUUGAUUAUACUAUACCAAGAAAAUCUCCACCACCUCCACGUCCUUCCAAACCUUCUAAGUUAAUCAGUAGAGCUUCUCCCGCACCUGUUUCUUAUACACCACCACCUGCAAAGCAAAGUAUAAGGAAGUCACAACCAAUUGCUGAUGAUAAUGAUCCUUUUGGUGAUAAUCAUGCUGUUCAACAUGAAAGAUCAAUUUAUGAUUGAAUUAAUUAAUUCAUUCAUUCAUUCAUUCAUUCAUUCAUUCAUUCAUUUAUUCGUCAUUU
Scheffersomyces amazonensis is the source of this 1898-nucleotide messenger RNA. RefSeq lists its product as uncharacterized. The transcript has a single exon. The record is from RefSeq and is a predicted model, not a curated record. Gene Ontology annotation, biological process: endocytosis; actin cortical patch localization; actin filament organization. Gene Ontology annotation, molecular function: ubiquitin binding; phosphatidylinositol binding. Lineage: Eukaryota; Fungi; Ascomycota; Pichiomycetes; Serinales; Debaryomycetaceae. The coding region runs from base 268 to 1839 and encodes 523 amino acids. Gene Ontology annotation, cellular component: actin cortical patch.